CUUUAAUCCUGUUAGUCCUUUACUUAAACGUCAUGAAAAAUGUUACGACUACAUCGCUGCAACUGCAACAUUUGAUGACUCCAACCUAACCGGUGUUGUUACUUUGGUCGGAGACGAUUCUGCACCAGUCACCUUUGUCUAUGGGUUAUUUUCAAGAGGCAUUAAAGAACCAAAUAAAUUUAAUGUCUUUAUCAGAUGUAAUGACAAAAUUGUCUAUAAUUUGACUGAUGACUUAAAUUUGAAAUUUGAUGGCGAAGGUGGUACUAAACCAUUCUGCGCAUAUAUUCAUUUUGACCUUUUAAAAUUUUUAUCAUGUGAUGGUUGUGGUGAACCUAAGCAUUAUGAUUAUAAGAUUAAGCAUCACGAUCAUGAUGAUAAGCAUGAUAAGCAUGAUGACAAGCAUGAUGACAAGCAUGAUGACAAGUAUGAUGAUAAGCAUGGUGAUAAGCAUCAUAGAAAGCGACAAGGAACUGGUUCCCCAAAU
Messenger RNA from Racocetra fulgida, 484 nucleotides. Lineage: Eukaryota; Fungi; Glomeromycota; Glomeromycetes; Diversisporales; Gigasporaceae. The record is from the annotation of a GenBank genome assembly.